GAUUUUUGUUUUUGUUUUUUUUUUUUUUUUGCAACUUUAUCUGUUUUUCCUAUCUUGCUAUUGCUACUUUGGAUACUCAUAAAUCAUGUCUACUAUUCAAGCUACUGAUGUCUUUGGUCAAGCCAUUUCAACUGAAGGCCCACAAUCUGUUUUUGAACAGAAGGCCGGUGCAGUCAAGUUACCUGGUGGUAUUUCCAACGAUAGUCCCAUCGAAACGAAUUCAUUUUAUACCAACAUGAUGACUGAUGGAGAACAAACCAACCAAGUUUUCUGCCAACCAUAUAGUGUUGCGUAUUCUAACGAUACUUACUUUGGUUUGAGUGCUUACCACGCUCAGGCAAAGGACCGGGUUUUUGCUAGUGGUAGCCCUCCAUCGUAUUUUUAUCAUCCAACCGGUAUCAAGGAAUUGGUAUUUAGCUCUACUGAAUUUGAUUCCAAAGUUUCAUUCUCUUUGACUAAUGCUGGUAGGCUUUCUGCUACUGCUAAGUUUUCUUCCUCUGAUAAGAAAUAUUUGGAGGCUCCUUUGGCUGAAGGUAUGGGUUUUGUCACGGCUGUAUAUCAUGAUUUAAUCCCCCAAAUUAAUUCUGCCGUUGGUUUUGUAUCGGUUGAUGGCCAAACUUCUCCUAAGAAUGGUAUCAAUAAGUAUACUAUUAAAUUGAAUAACCAAACCACUUGGUCUUUAUUUGUUAGUCUUCCUGAAGGUCAAAGUUUGGAUUUGAAAUUAAAAGACUCCAAUACCAUUAUUGGUAAUCAAUCAGUUGAUGGAGCUAUUUUCCAAGUUGGUUUUGGUGAAGAUUCUGCUUAUGAUCAGGCUGCUGGAUGUUAUCCUACCGAUGUUUCAGUAAGUGGUAGUGUUUCCAAUUCAACUUUCAAUUAUAAAAUUAAUUAUGCUACCGAGGGAUCCUCUAAUAGUGGUACUACUUUGAUUUUUGCCUUGCCUCAUCAUAAAUCCUCUUUUGAUGAUGCAACUAAGAAGUCAGCUACUUCUUUCAAAAUUGAUUCCACCACCAAGGGUAAAAUGGUUGGAUGUCUUACUAAUACUUUAUCUAUGAAUGAAACCAUCAAUUCCAAGAUUAGCUUUGAUCCAUUUACUACAAUUAGCGGUAAAUCACCAAAUUAUUCUGAAAAUGCAUUAUCUGCAAUCAAAUCUGCUGCUGCAAAAGAAGUUGAAGGUGAUGUUGAAAAUGAAUCUAAUUCCGAUUCAAUGUAUACUGCAGGAAAAGUUCUAUCAAAGUAUGCAACUGUCUUAUACACUUGCCGUUUUAUUUUGAAAGAUGAUGGAUUAACUAAUACCUUACUUCCAAAAUUGAAAAAAUCAUUUGAAAAAUUUGCCCAAAAUAAACAAAAUUAUCCAUUGAUUUAUGAUACCACUUGUAAAGGUGUCGUUACUUCUGCUCCAACUGAUUCUGAUUAUGGUGCUAACACUUACAAUGAUCACCAUUUCCAUUAUGGUUAUCAUCUUCAUGCUCUUGCGUUAACUGCUAAGGUUGACUCUGAUAUGGGUGGAUCUUGGGUUAAUGAUUAUAAAAGUUGGGGAAAUAGUUUAGCAAGGGACAUUGCUAACCCAACUACUUCAGACUCUUAUUUCCCAGUUUUUAGAUGUUUUGAUUUCUUCCUUGGGCAUCUGUGGGCAGCAGGAAUGACAAGUGCAGGUGAUGGUAAAAAUGAAGAGCUGACAAGUGAAGAUGUUCAUCAUGUUUUGGCGUUAAGGUUAUGGGGGUCAAUUAUUGGUGAUUCUAAUUUAGAAAAUAGAUCUUUAUUAAUGUUGUCUAUUUUAAGAAGAAGUCUUGAUUUAUAUUUUUAUCUUAAAGAUAAUAACACUGUUCAACCUUCUCAAUUCAUUCCAAACAAAGUUGCUGGGAUUACUUUUGAUAAUAAACUCGAUUACACUACUUAUUUCGGCGCAAACACUGAAUACAUUCAUGGUAUUCAUAUGCUCCCCAUUAGUGCUGCUUCGUCUUUUGUUAGAAGACCAUCUUAUGUUAAAGAAGAAUGGGACUCUAAAUUAUCAAGUAUUAUUGACAGCGUCGAUGAUGGUUGGAAAGGUAUUUUGAUGUUGAAUGUUGCUUUGUUUGAUCCAGACGCUGCUUACAAAUUCUUUAGUAGUAGCGACUUCUCUUCUAAACAUCUCGAUAACGGUAUGUCUUUGACUUGGUCAUUGGCAUAUUGUGCUGGUGUUGGUGCUUCCUCUUGAAGAGGCUGGACCUUGCUUUUAUCUUGCUUUUAUAUUCUUUCUAUAUGAUUUUUGAUCCAAGACGUUAGUGAUAGUCUUGAUAGGUUUUCAGGUGAAUAAAUGGAUGAAAAAA
Messenger RNA from Hyphopichia burtonii NRRL Y-1933, 2306 nucleotides. Its product is annotated as glucan endo-1,3-beta-D-glucosidase. The transcript has a single exon. Lineage: Eukaryota; Fungi; Ascomycota; Pichiomycetes; Serinales; Debaryomycetaceae. Gene Ontology annotation, molecular function: endo-1,3(4)-beta-glucanase activity; glucan endo-1,3-beta-D-glucosidase activity. Bases 86 to 2194 code for a protein of 702 amino acids. The record is from RefSeq and is a predicted model, not a curated record. Gene Ontology annotation, cellular component: cell surface.